Molecule: messenger RNA, 2771 nt
Organism: Microbotryum saponariae
Lineage: Eukaryota; Fungi; Basidiomycota; Microbotryomycetes; Microbotryales; Microbotryaceae
Source: the annotation of a GenBank genome assembly
AUGGCCAAAGGUAAGACCAAACACUCCCUUCCGACUGACUCGAGUACCGAGAUGUCGAGCCAGGCAUCGAAGAAGGAGAUGAAGCGGUUGAAGAAGCUUCAACGACGAGAACAGGACAACGGACUCGUGGACGACGGUCAUGGCGCGUCGGGUCCGGGGUCGAUGAUGGAGGAAGCGCAGGGGAUUAUGGAUGUUGAGGUCGGGAAGGAGGGGAAGAAGAUGAAGGAGGACAAGGGCAAGAAGCGGAAGAGGGGGCAGGUCAGUUCGGGGCUCGAAAUCGGCGAUGAGGGUGUUGAUGAUGCGGAUGUUCUGACUCAUGAUCAUCUCUUUCUCGUACUCGUCGUAGGAAGGUAUCGAUCAAACAGAGGAGGAACCCCUCGGUCGUACGAGCAACGACGCCAACCGAGCUCACAAGGACCAAGGUCGGGAGGAGCCUCAUGCUGCUGCAUCAGACGUGAGUCCCACCGGCAGCUCUUCAUUCCAGAAUCAUGCAGACGAUUUACCAAACCAGUCUGUUGGCCAACGCCACCAGCCGACGACUAGUGCGAACUCGGACUCGAACGGGAUCGGCCUCGACCGUGAUGUCAAUCAGGAGCAUCAAGCGGAGGAGAGCGAGUCCAAGCGACGCAAGAAGGACAAGAAGAGUAGCAAAAAUGCCAAAACUACUUCUUUGGAGUCGACUGAAGACGCGCCACCAGAAGAAGCCGACGACGAUCCCAAGGCGAGGAACAAGGCGGUGAAAAAGGCCGAGAAGGAACGAAAGCGCGUCGCGGCGGCUGAGCCGCAGACUCGUCAAGCUUUGCAAGAUCGGGAUCAGCAACAACAACUACAGGAAGAGGCCAUUGAUGAGGGACCCUCCGUUGAUAAGCAAGGCAAAAAGGACGGCGAGCAGAAGAAGAUGAAGGGCAGGGGGAACGGCAACGCCUUUGAAGAGAGACCGAGCGAAACCGCAGGCACGUCGAAAGCAUCGGUCACCACAGCGUCCGAGACUCGACCGGUUUCUUCUCACUUUAAGAAAAAGGGCACGAGACAAGAAGCUACAACAUCGAAACAAGCUGCAGCUCCCGCCAAAGCACGCAAAGCACAUGAGGUCGACGUUGACGGCUCAGAUAGCGAUGCCGAUAUUGACGUCGAAACCCUCAUCCAAAGCCUCAUGGUCGCGCGUCCCAAGUCCAGCUCCAAGGCCAAGGCCGCAACAUCCGACAAGGCACCGAAAUCGACUCCGACCGGCGGUGAGGAGGGACGCAAGGUGCAGAAAGACAAGGGCAAGCAGAAGGCCCUCCCGAGGUCCUCACCAGGACGCGAUGGCGAUGACAAGGAGGCUAGUAUUGCUGCUUUUGAGGGCAUGGAGCCGAUGGAGCUGCUUCGAUCGAAAUGGUUGACCGCCCCGCAGCUUGAGCUUGUCAAGAAGGCGAAUCCUGGUCAGUUGAACGCAUGUACGGCAUUACUGGUGGGGUUUCGCUCAUGCGCCUUGACAUGCUACAGGGUUCUGGUACAACUCGGGUCGCUUCACCCGUACGGAGGAAGAGCAGAUCCGUCAAGCCGUUGAAAAGUACCGGUCUGCGCAUGGCUUGACCGAGGCCGAGAUGAUCAUCAUCAUCACCACCCCUAGGAACAAGAAACAAACCGACGUCAACAUCAGGGAACUCCUCGAAGGUCACGAAGAAUUCUGGCCCGAGAUCGCCGCAUCGGUCGAUCGACGUUCCCUUCUUUCGAUCUAUAACUACGUCAAGAGGAAGUACAACCCUCUUGCGCGAGCGGGUCCUUGGACGGAGGAACAGGACGCGGCGCUGCGGCGCGCGUAUCAGGAACAUGGUUCGAAUUGGCAACAGGUUGGCGAUGAGGUCGGACGUGCGGCUUUCGACUGUCAAGAUCGGUACCAGAAGCAACUUUUGAUGAAGAGCGAACGUAAGACGGGAGCUUGGACGAACGACGAGACUGACCGUCUACGACAAGCCGUUGCGAAGCAUGGCUCGAAUAAUUGGUCUGUGGUGGCCAAGAUCGUCGGGCAACGCACACCGGCGCAGUGCAGGACCAAGUGGUCAGUUCACCGGAAAAUCUGGCGAGAAUUUUUACAGCCAUGCUAAUACCCCGCCUGUACAUCUGACUAGGAAUGACGGCGUUGCUCUGCGCAAUCCCUCUCCCAAGCUGGACAGGCUCCUCACUCUUCCUGAACAUCGAUCCAACCUCGUCCAUGCGUAAGUCCAACCGCAUCCACUGACACCUGUCACCCCACAAAAGUGCUAACGGUUGAGAUAUUACGAACAGCCUCAAAGAUCUCAAAGUCAAGGACGAGAGUGAGAUCCAGUCGUGGGACUUUGACGAUCCAACGCUCAAGCAACACAGUGCAAAGACGUUGCAUGAUAGAUGGACCCGAUUGCUCAAGCGGGCAUUGAAGGCACUGAAAAGGGAGGAUGAUAGGAAGGAUUACUCGUAUGCGGGUUAGUCGAUACUCUAGUUCAUACCUUUACAAUCGCUUUUGACUUGACUCAAUCCCCCUGAACGUGGCUCCUCGCCAUGCAGACAAGGUCAGGUGGUUGCUCAACCGCUACCCCGAGCCAGGAGUCCACCUCCGCUACAGAGAAUGGCUCAAGACGAAGGAAGGGAUCGCCGCAAAGUCAAGGAUCAAGACGAACACCAAGAAACAUAGGCGGACCCCUUCUAAGAAACAACCUCUGAGUCAAGCCUUUGUCGAUUCGAGUGACGAUGACACCGAAUCUGAGUCUGAGUCCGAGAAAGACGAGGAGGAAGAGGAUAAUGAAUUGGCAUAA